Guyanagaster necrorhizus is the source of this 481-nucleotide messenger RNA. RefSeq lists its product as uncharacterized. The transcript has a single exon. NCBI's taxonomy places the organism in Eukaryota, Fungi, Basidiomycota, Agaricomycetes, Agaricales, Physalacriaceae. The record is from RefSeq and is a predicted model, not a curated record. Bases 91 to 411 code for a protein of 106 amino acids.
CCCCGUCACUAUGCGCUAACGCUAUGAUUCUGAUGAAGGUAACUGACGUUGCAGAUAAGAUAAGAUAAUCAUGGACGUACGUUGUCCCCUAUGCGAGGAACUUGCCGCUCAAGCAUGACAUUUUGUAGCAUAAUGCCCUCUUUUGUGCGACCUUGUUGUGCAACCAUCGUUCCAGGUGACGCACAAAACAGAUAUCAGAGUGUGCACAUGUGCGUUAUGCUCGUGGUGUUCGUCGCUGUCUCUUUGCGCGACAAACAUCAAUGCGGCGGUUGCGCUGCGAAGCUUUUUGUCUCUGUGGGCGGGAGUGGUCCUUGCUCAGCCAAACAAUAUCGAAGGCUGUGGCAACGUUCAUCGCAGACCUCCGAAUCGUUACUCUUCUCAUGGUCGGCGACGUCAUCGUCAAGAACAUAACGAUAGUACGUAACUGGACACACUUCUCCUUGUCUAUUCUUCAAAUAUUGAUAGCGUUGUCUCAGGAUAU